AUGUCCUUAGAUAAUGCCAAUUCAAGACGCAAUUGGGAGCACACCUCCCAACCUGGUCUCGUCACCAUUUCUGGCAUUCAGUAUCGCAUCUCUCGUGCCCCAGAUGGCUCCAUCUGCUGUCCUGUUCCUGCCUGCCCAGGUACCUUCAACAGGAGGUCCGCCUUCAAGACCCACUUGAAAACUAGUCCGUCUCUCCUUCUCUCCCUUUAUCUCUUUCUCUUAUCUUCCUUCCUCCUUUCCAGAUCAUCUAUCUCCCCCUCAACUCCUCGCCUCUCCUCCCCAACUUCAACCUCGUGCGUUCCCCUUUUUUCUCUCCAUCCCCCCUUUCAUAUAUCUACUUCAUCCUCCCUCCUUUCUCUUUCCAUCUUCUUCUCUAUCCUUUUCUCAUCCCUCUCAUAUUCUCUUCCAGUUCUUCCUCAAGCCCCCCUCCCUCUUCCUCCCCCCUCUCUCCAGCCGUCCCUCGAUGAAUUUCAACUCGAUCCCAGUCCGUCUUUCUCUCUCUCCUCCAUAUAUCUACUCCCUUACCCUUCGUUCCCUCAAGCUAUCUCUCGCGUCGUCCUUAAUCCUGGCCAAGAUUAUCUUCUCUCCACCCCCCUUUUGGAUCAGCUCGGCCUCUCUUUCCACACGGCCCUCAACAUUUUCAUCUGUAUCGCCUGCAAAAAGUCUCUCACCGCUGCCAUGGUCUCUGGUCACCGCAAGGCUCACCAUAACCAAUCCCUCGACAAAAUUCAGCUCCAAUCCCUCGACCAAUUCGUCCUCCAAUACAACGUCUAUCGUCGCCAAGAAGAAGUUAACAUCCCCGCUCACGCCGGCCCUCCCGUCCAGCUUAUCGCCCCUCCCCGCCCAGGCUUCCUCUGCACUCAGUCCCUCGAUUGCCAUUACGCUGCUUGCACCAUCACCACCAUGAUAAACCAUGGAAGGCUCGUCCACAAAGCAUCCUCCAACGCCAUGACCUACGACCAUGCUCUCGUUCAACAGCUCUUCGAGUCCGUCGGCCGCGUCUACUUCGUCGUCCUCCAGCCCCCCCCUUCUCACCAGCCCAUCACCAUCAGAGACGCCCUUUCCCAUUCCUUCCUUCCUUCCCUCGAUCUUCUCCUCGUCCCCUCCUCUCCCCUCCCUGACGAGGAGCGAAGGUCCCUCAUUAAAGUCAUGGCCUGGGAUCGCUUCAUGCCCGACGUCCGUUCAAACAGAUCCGACGUCAAAUUUUUGGACGCCCUCAAGGCUCGCCACACAGAAGAUGAAUUUCUUGGUUUUUUCGUCGCCUUGGACUCCCUCGUAAAAGCUUACUUCGCCAUCGCUCCGGACCUCCUCGAAGGUAACCCCCACAGUUUCACCAUCUGCAAACUCAUCUUGCAUGGCGACAACGUCACAAAGGAUUCAGAUUACUGGCGUCCCGUCUCAAAGAAAAAUACUCUAUAUAGCGAUCUCCUCCUCCAGUUUUUGCGCGCCAUCCUCAGGCUUUAUCUCUCCCAACACAACCCUUCCAACUUCUCCUUCGGCCUCCACCCCAACCAGACACAGGCCCUCCACGCCUUCGCCUCCACCAUAAAUCGCCCUGACCCCCCUCCCGUCCCCGACUUGGGCCCCGAUGGCGAUCCCAUGAAGAAGUUGCAUGAGUUUUUAUGGUCUUUGAUCGAUGCCGCCAGCGUUCAUCCAGAACAGACCUGGGCCAACGUCAUCCAGCGCUUCAUAUGGUUCAAGGCUCUCCGCCGCGACGCCAAUUUCUACGAGUCCACUGACCUUGCCCCGGACCUCGCAAAAUUAAAGUACUUCGUCAACAACGCUUGCAUCGUCCAUGCUCUCUGGUACCAGAAGCACUCUCUCGUUCCUCAAUUCGAACGAGUCAUAGCCGUUCACCGCGAGGUCUUGGCCCUCGGACGCCCCACCACCUUUAAUAUGCUUUUUGAGUUUCAGCAAUACGCCUCCUCCUUGGCUUGGAACCAGCAACGCGAGCCCAGGGUCUUCUUCGACCCAGACUAUCAGUGGAUAAUCGUCGGACGAGAGACCUUGUACCUCUCCAGAUUUCGUCAUGGCAUUCAAUCUCUCCUCGACCAGAUCGAGGACAGGUACCUCCUCCUCACCCGCGGUCGCAUCAUGAUGCAUGGCCUCCCUGACCAUGUCGCAGAUGACAUGACCAACUCCAUCCGCGGCCAUUCCUUCGUCAACGACGUCCAAUUCGAUCCCCUCAAGCUCCAGCUUUUCUUCCAUCUCGUCGACAUCCAUCGCUUGGCCAUGCUCGAUCGGGACGGCCGUCUCGCCUGGGAUAUACCCGCAGUAAAAGACAUCCUUCGCCGUACCGGCGACAUAUGGAAGCCCCUCUAUCAUCUUCUCUACAUCACAUCCCAGAUAUCCACCAGAGGCGUCCAAUUUUUGCAACACCAAAUCGCCAAUGCCGACCGACACCGAAACAUCUUCCUUCAGGGUCAGGAACUCAUCAUCUUGUCUGGCUACAGCAAGACCUCCCACAUUUCCGACAGAGAUUCUUGCACUCCUGCAUUCGUCCAUUCAAAAUUGGCACGAUGGAUGGUCGAGUUCCUCGCAGGAGGCUUGAGGCAUGCAGAAUCUCUCCUCGCAUACGUCGCAUACGGCGCCACCGCCCAUCAUGAAUACAAUACCUUCCUCGUGAUGGACGACGGUCGUAGAAUAAACCCGGACCAAUGGUAUUCCAUAUUCUUGCAGGUAAACCGAGAGCAAUUCCAGUGUGCCUGGGGCGUACGUGACUUCAGACAUGGCGCCAUAGCCAUGGCUAGGGAAUUCAUCUCUCUCAACCAUGCUUUCUCUCUCGCUGAUGACCUGCUGGCCGAGAGCGCGGACCACUCCACCCAAAUCGACCACAUCCAUUAUGGCAACCUCCACGGAGCCAUCCCUCAACUCACCAACAACGUCAUGGAGAAGCAUCGCUUGCUGUCCGAGGAAUGGCAGCUCUUCUGCGGCCUCGGUCCUGGUGAGCCCCAGCAACCCAUUCGACAGAGAAGGUUGAACAGGCCAUCUGCAUCAUCCCCUAAUCACGGUGGAUCCUCUUCCCUCGACAUAUCCGCCAUUUCUGAGGCCGUCUCGACCAGCACCGCCGCAGCAUUAAAGACUUACCUCCAGGAUAACUUGGUCCCGCUCCUUCGUGAUAUCGUCGCCCAGGACGUCCUGCCUUCCAUCCUCGAUACCCUACGGAAAACGACUCAGAACUCUGCUCCUGCUCCCGCAAUACAAUUAGCCAUCGGUACCGCGCUUCAUGCGCCGGUCGAGCCCCAAGGGAAAUCUGGCAUGACCAUCGUGUUCAGAGGGCUCAAGAACCCCCAGGAAAAAUAG
This is a messenger RNA of Suillus paluster, 3303 nucleotides long. RefSeq lists its product as uncharacterized. Lineage: Eukaryota; Fungi; Basidiomycota; Agaricomycetes; Boletales; Suillaceae. The transcript has 5 exons. The record is from RefSeq and is a predicted model, not a curated record. Bases 1 to 3303 code for a protein of 1100 amino acids.